Molecule: messenger RNA, 2142 nt
Organism: Habropoda laboriosa
Lineage: Eukaryota; Metazoa; Arthropoda; Insecta; Hymenoptera; Apidae
Product: transmembrane and TPR repeat-containing protein 4-like
Exons: 10
Coding region: 1-2142 (713 amino acids)
Biological process (GO): protein O-linked glycosylation via mannose; endoplasmic reticulum unfolded protein response
Cellular component (GO): endoplasmic reticulum
Molecular function (GO): mannosyltransferase activity; protein binding
Source: RefSeq, a predicted model, not a curated record
AUGUCAUUAAAAACGAAUACUGGAUUACUAGAUAUUCCAGUACCACUUUCUUUAUUUAUAAUCACUGUAUUGUCUUUAUGCUUUGCUAAUAGUUACAAUGGUGAAUUUGUGUUUGACGAUUCUGAAGCCAUUGUACACAAUGAAGAUGUACAAAAUAGUCCUUUGAUAGAUGUAUUUAAAAAUGAUUUUUGGGGUACAAGACUGACACAUAAGCAAAGCCAUAAGUCAUACAGACCAUUAACAAUUCUAAGCUUUAGACUACAUUUUUGGCUUCGUGGAGCUCUGAUAGCCCAAGACUAUCAUAUAGUGAAUAUAGUAUUACAUACCAUUGUGUGUAUGCUGAUGUUACCAGUAUUUAAUAUACUUUUGGGCUCUAAAGAGAAGAGUACUGCAUUCUAUGCUACUGCGUUGUUUGCUGUUCAUCCAGUGCACACAGAAGCUGUUUCAGGUAUUGUAGGAAGAGCAGAAUUAUUGUGUGCUCUAUUUAUGUGGAUAUCUAUUAUAUUUUACUAUUACUCAAUCUAUGCAAGAAGAUUAAUGCAUAGAUGGUUGAGCAUGUGUAGUUGCAUUACAUUUAUUGCAACUGCAAUGCUGUGUAAGGAAACAGGAAUUACUGCAGUGGGAAUUUGUUGUAUAUAUGAUAUUAUAGUAGUAAACAGACUAUUCCCAUCCAAAAUAGUCUCAUUUAUAAAAUCAAAGCAUUCCUAUGAAGGAAUAAAACAUUUUAUCAAGCUAAGACAAAAAUUAUUAAUCAGGCUCUUCAUACUUUUCACAUCCAGUUUAAUACUGAUGAUCUCAAGAUUCAGUGUUAUGAGAUACAAGGCUCCAACCUUUCAACCUGUGGAUAAUCCAGCAUCAUUCGUGCAAAAUAGAUUUUUACGAGCGUUAAACUAUUGUUAUAUUUAUUGUUUAAACGUAUGGCUAUUAAUUUGUCCUGACUGGCUGUGUUUUGAUUGGUCAAUGGGCUGUGUACCCUUAAUUACCUCUAUUGAUGGAAGAAUGUCUUUUAUUCUUCUUUUCUGGUUCAUACUUAGUGCAAUGAUUGCAUAUACUUUCAACUCUUAUCACGACAAAUUUUUAAGAUACUCAAUUAUGGGGCUGGCAAUGCUUAUCAUUCCAUUUCUACCAGCCAGCAACAUCUUUUUUAACAUUGGCUUCGUUCUGGCCGAGAGAACACUUUACAUUCCCUCUGCUGGUUAUUGCCUACUACUUGUUGUAGGAUUACAAAAACUUUGCAACCGUGUUCCUAUGCAUUAUUUAUUCCUAGCAUACACAGUUUUAAUUGCGCUAUUUUUUACAAAAUCUUGGAUAAGAAGUAAUCAGUGGAGAACUGAAACCACGCUGUUUAGAUCGGCACUGCACGUUUGCCCAUUAAAUGCUAAAGUACAUUACAAUAUCGCAAAAAAUGCUGCUGAUAACGGAAAUGCUACGUUAGCACAAUACGAAUACAAUGAAGCAUUGAGAUUAAAUCCCACGUACGCUCAGGCUAUGAACAAUCUCGGCAACAUACUCAAGGAUCAAGGAAAACUUUUAGAAGCAGAAACUUUGUUUAAACGUGCUAUUGAGCUGCAGGAAGACUUUGCCACAGCAUGGAUGAAUUUAGGUAUCGUUCUAUGGGCAAGAAGGAAGUCCAAAGAAGCGGAAAAAAGUUACUUAACUGCACUUUCACAUAGAAACAAAUACCCCGAUUGUUUGUAUAAUUUGGGUAUGCUGUACUUGAAACAGAAAAAUUACGAUAAAGCAUUGAAAGUUUGGGAAUCUGCGACGAGACAAAAGAAUACACACAGCAAAGCAUGGGUCAACAUGAUAUUGCUCCUUGAUCAAUUAGGUAUGCGCGAAGACGGGCUUAAAGUAGGGUAUCAAGCUCUGCAGUUCCUACCCAAUGACGCUUUUAUUCAUUUCAACAUUGCAAAUAUAUUGGGAAAAACUGGAAAUUUCGAGGAGGCGGAAGUGCACUUCAAAAAUGCAAUAUCGGAACAUCCCACAAGCGCUAUGUUCUACACAAAUCUGGGUGUACUGUAUCAUAGAUGGAAUAAAUUUCACGAAGCGGAAGAUAUGUAUAAGAAAGCAUUAGAAAUUAUGCCUGAACUAGAAAGUGCGAAAGCGAAUUUGAGAAAAUUGAAUACUAUAAAAUCAUUGUAG